This is a messenger RNA of Nannospalax galili (Upper Galilee mountains blind mole rat), 933 nucleotides long. RefSeq names its product ZFP42 zinc finger protein (gene Zfp42). The record is from RefSeq and is a predicted model, not a curated record. NCBI's taxonomy places the organism in Eukaryota, Metazoa, Chordata, Mammalia, Rodentia, Spalacidae. Gene Ontology annotation, molecular function: DNA-binding transcription factor activity, RNA polymerase II-specific; RNA polymerase II cis-regulatory region sequence-specific DNA binding. Gene Ontology annotation, cellular component: PcG protein complex; transcription regulator complex. Bases 1 to 933 code for a protein of 310 amino acids. The transcript has a single exon. Gene Ontology annotation, biological process: regulation of transcription by RNA polymerase II.
AUGAACCGACAAAUGAAGAAAAGGACAAAGAAAAGAGACCAGAAAGGCCCAGACAGAAGAGCUGGCAGUAAUGCUGAACCAAGGCAAGUCCAGAAGAUAAAGGUGGAACCUCUCCACAUAACAUACACCAUUCACGAUGAAGAUGUGCACAGUGAGUCUAGCCAUGAGGCUGCUGAGGAAGAUGACUUCCCUGAUUGCUACAUAGAGUGUAUAAUAAGAGGUGAAUUUUCUGAACCCAUUUUGGAAGAGGAUUUACUUUUUAAGUCCUUUGAAAGCCUAACAGAAGAAUCGAAACAAGCCCUUUCUCAACAUGUUCUUGAGGCAAGCUCCCUUCUUGAAGCUUCUUUGGAAUACACAAAAAAGGGGGCAAAACAGGAGAAAAGGGAAGUCAAACAAGAGCUUCCAAAACAGAUUGUUGGAGAGAAUUCAUCACUUGGGUAUUCGGAGUACAUGACAGGAAGGAAGCUUCCCAUUGGAGGACUACCUGGUGUUGAUUUAUCAGAUCCCAAACAGCUUGCAGAAUUUACUAGAAAGAAGCCAAAACGUGGUGAAGACUAUGAUGCUCCAGCAAUACUGGCCUGUCCUCAGAAUGGGUGCAUGAAAAAGCUGAGGGACAAAGCUGCCUUGAAGAAACAUAUGCUUGUUCAUGGUCCCCGCCAGCACGUGUGUGCAGAGUGCGGAAGAGCAUUUGUAGAGAGCUCAAAACUAAAACGACAUUUUCUGGUUCAUACUGGAGAGAAACCUUUUCAGUGCACUUUCGAAGGGUGUGGAAAGCGCUUCUCCCUGGACUUCAAUUUGCGCACCCAUGUACGCAUCCACACUGGAGAGAAGCCUUUUGUGUGUCCCUUUGAAGGUUGUAAGAAGAGCUUUAUUCAGUCGAAUAACUUGAAGGUUCACAUUCUAACUCAUGCAAAGGCAGGAAAGAAUUACUGA